Aspergillus wentii DTO 134E9 is the source of this 1059-nucleotide messenger RNA. RefSeq names its product intradiol ring-cleavage dioxygenase. The record is from RefSeq and is a predicted model, not a curated record. Bases 1 to 1059 code for a protein of 352 amino acids. NCBI's taxonomy places the organism in Eukaryota, Fungi, Ascomycota, Eurotiomycetes, Eurotiales, Aspergillaceae. The transcript has a single exon. Gene Ontology annotation, molecular function: oxidoreductase activity, acting on single donors with incorporation of molecular oxygen, incorporation of two atoms of oxygen; ferric iron binding.
AUGCAUCUUGUCCAAGUUGGAAAGCUCGCUGCUCUGGCCAUGGCCGGGCUCGCCGUCGCCCAUCCAGGCGUCCACGAGCCCAGCUCCUACACGGCCUUGACCAAGAAGAACUUCCUCCACAACGCCCGACGCAGCCUGGACAAAUGCUCCGACACCCUUGAACGCCGCGGUGUCAACGCCCGCGCCGAAGCCCGCCGUGCCGCGAUGGUUCAGAUGCACCAGAAGCGCUCUCUGUCCACCCGCGACACCAACAAAACCGUCAGCAUCGACCACCACUCCUCCCUCCAUGUGACCCCCUCCACUGCUGGUUCGGACCUGUUCAGCAAGAACCCUGUCUGUCUUCUCUCCCCCGAGGGCGAAAUUGGUCCGUUCUGGGUCAAGGGGGAACUGAUCCGCUCGGACAUCGGUGAUGGCCAAGCUGGUAUCCCCAUCAUCAUGGACGGCCAGUUCAUCGACAUCAACACCUGCGAGCCGAUUCAGGAUCUCUACUGGGAUGUUUGGAACUGUAACGCGACAGGCGUGUACUCUGGCGUGCAGAGCAGCAUGAACGGAAACGGAAACGACGCUUCCAACCUCGACAAGACCUUCUUGCGAGGUAUCCAGAAGACUGACUCCGAUGGCGUGGCCCAGUUCAAGACUGUCUUCCCCGGCCACUAUGACGGCCGCGCUACCCACGUCCAUGUCGUCGCUCACAUGAAUGCCACGUUGAUGUCCAACAACACCCUCACUGGUGGCUACAUCCCGCAUAUCGGACAGCUCUUCUUCGACCAAGACCUCAUUUCUCAAGUCGAAGCCACCUACCCCUACAACACCAGCACGGUCGACAUUACCAAGAACGCAGAUGACCAUGUGGUUCAGGAUGAAACUGAAGAUAGCAACUCUGACCCCUUCUUCAAGUACGCUUAUCUCGGUGACUCGAUCGAGGAUGGCCUCUUUGCUUGGGUUACUAUGGGUGUUAACGUGUCGGCGAGCCACGAUUCGUCUGCCUCGUAUGCUGCUACUCUUACCUCAUCAGGUGGUGUGUCCAACAGUGACAGCUCCAAGGGUGGUUUCAAAUAG